Molecule: messenger RNA, 3023 nt
Organism: Oldenlandia corymbosa var. corymbosa
Lineage: Eukaryota; Viridiplantae; Streptophyta; Magnoliopsida; Gentianales; Rubiaceae
Source: the annotation of a GenBank genome assembly
AGUCAGACGCCUUUUUGACCAUCCUAUUUCACCCCCCUCUCUCUCUCUAUCUUAUCAUCAUCAGUUCAUCACCGUUACCUAACGGCGUCUGCUCUCCACACGACGGCCUUAUGUGGUGCAGGUCUUUCUCAGCCGUCUCGACUCUUCCGUUCCACACCUCCGUCCCUUUAAAACACCCCUCUUUUCUUCCCUUUUCUCUUUCCCAUCUCUUUUGUUUUUGCUGAGGGGGAUUCAAUAUUUCAAUAGGCUUUUUUCAUUUACAAGGUAACCCUGUGCUCUUCUCUUCUUUUAUCUCAUCCUAUAUCAUCCUUGCUAUUUGAUUUUUGUUGGGCUUUAGUUCUGAUCAUACAGAUUCGUUGAGAUUCAAAUGCGUUCUAAUGCACUAUGAUUUCUUAAGUUGUGGGGGGAUAUUUGAUUGGUGUUGAGUAAAUUAUAUAGAUGGGUUUUUGAUAUUUUUUUCCCCUGUAUGUUACUUCUGGGGAAGGCGUGAAUAAAAAUGAAUUUUUUAUGCCUUUGGAUUCGUUGGAGUUGUUGCCGAUCCUGGUUUGAGGAUGUUUUGUGAUUCUGGGUCUUUUGUGGCUUUGAUUUGUUAUAUGAAUAUCAAUAUGUUUGUGAAGUGCUGCUCAUGUUGUUGAUUGUUGGCCGUGGUGGGAAAACUGAUUCCACCCCCUUGAAAAAUAAACGCCCACUGAGGAAAAAAUGGGUGAAGAUCUUCUCACAAGUUUAUGCAUGGAAAGUAACCGCUUGUCUACUCUUUUGACCAUGGAUUCUAGCUCAUCCAGUCACGAUGAAGCUGAUAGGGAGUUGAAUCGGGCUGUUAAUCUCUUGCAGCCCCCGCCAGAUAUCAAUCUCCCACUUUCAUCCGAGCCAAGCCCUCCUCCGUCCCUGUGGAAUGAUACUUGUGAAUUGUUGGAUGUUGGUAUUGGCCCCCAGCAUUAUGAGGUGGAGGCCAAUAUUAAUGUCACUAAAGUUGGAAAGAAAUGUGCUAAAAGGUUGGAUAGCAUGUGGGGUGCUUGGCUUUUCUUCAGCUUCUAUUUCAAACCUGUCUUGAAUGAGAAAUCAAAGAAUAAGGUCACUUGGGAGAGUAGUGGUAUCAAUGGGUAUGAUAAGUCUGAUUUGAAGCUGGAUACUUUCCUUGUUCAGCAUGAUAUGGAGAAUAUGUAUAUGUGGGUUUUCAAGGACAGGCCUGAAAAUGCUCUGGGUAAGAUGCAGUUAAGGAGUUACAUGAAUGGGCAUUCGCGGCAAGGGGAGCGGCCUUUCCCCUUUAGUGUGGAGAAGGGUUUCGUGCGAUCUCAUAGGAUGCAGAGGAAGCAUUACAAGGGCCUUUCAAAUCCUCAGUGUGUUCAUGGUAUUGAGAUUGUCCGGACUCCCAAUCUUAAUGUCCUUGAUGAUGAAGAGAGGAAGAAGUGGAUGGAGCUUACAGGGAGGGAUUUGAACUUCUCUAUUCCCCCUGAAGCCAGUGAUUUUGGGUCAUGGAGACAUCUCCCAAGCACUGAUUUUGAGCUGGAGAGGCCUCCACCAGCCUUGAAGAGUAACCCAAGUUCCCAAGCUAAAAGAUUGCUGAAUGGCUCUAGUCUAAAUCUAUCCACCCAGGCAUUCAAUAAUGCAAAUGGUGAAGGGAUGGAGCUUUUAUCUAUUGCCAACAAGCGGAAGAGGAACUUCUUCGCCAACGGAAAUGAGGAUGAUUUCUGUUUGCCUCUCGCUACAAACCAAGAGAGAGUCUUGGACAUUCAUGCUAUUGAGCCGUCGUGGUUGGGUGAGUUUACAGGAGUUAUGAGGAGUGCAUAUGGACCUGUAACAGCUGCAAAAACUAUAUAUGAGGACGACCUGGGGUUUUUGAUUAUCGUGAGCAUGCCUUUUGCUGAUCUUGAAAGGGUGAAAGUGACAUGGAGAAACACUCCGUCGCAUGGAAUUGUGAAGAUAUCUUGUGUGAGUACUGGUUGUGUGCCGAUUAUUAAGAGGCAGGACAGGACAUUUAAGCUAACAGAUCCAGCACCAGAGCACUGCCCUCAAGGAGAAUUCAUUCGCGAAAUUCCCCUUCGAACUCGCAUACCAGAAGAUGCUAAAUUAGAAGCAUUUGGUGAUCCUACAGGAACCAUGCUUGAAAUUCUUGUUCCCAAGCAUCGGGUAGGACCAGAAGAGCACGAAGUUCGCGUCUGUCUCCGCCCGUCUCCUUGGAGCGAGCGUACAUACGUCGACUUGACAGAGGCUUUGGUGUGAGGAUUGUAAGGAUUAGUUUAGAAAUGGGUCAUUUGCUCUUUAGUUUUACUAAUCAAUUCAAUAGUUGGAAAUUGUUAAUUAGAUUUGAUUUCUGUUCUAUUAGCCUACUCCUUCAGCACAAAGGAAUUUCUUUAAUAUUUCUGUAGUAGUAUUGUUGAUUCUCACUGAAUACCACAACAUAGUAUUCGGAGGAUCAUUACAGUUUUAUGUUCCUUUUCUGUGUCCCUUCAGAACAGUAGAAGGAACUACAGGCUCUCAUGAAUUUAUACGAAUCCUGUAGUUUUAUUUGUAUUCUAGAACUGAAACAUCAUUAAUGGAUAGAUCCAGAAACCAGCAGUUUCUCCCUGUUAUAUAUUGUACUUUUAUAGCUGAUAUGAAAAAUCUUGCGUGAUAGUGCUUUAAGUAGAUAAUGGGUUAUGAUGAAAAUGGUUUCAGCCUGUUACCAUUCACUUCUUGCUUCUACGAAGUGUAUGAAUCUUGCUUCGCUUAAAUUAGAUGGUCGUUUCUAUGCGUUUUCUGCUCAUUUAUGAACUUCCGAUGGAGUCCCAUGGUAACCUCACAGUCUCACUACGCACGUGGACAGAAUAUCGUUGGUUGAACACAGCGGGUCAACAGUCAACUCGCGACAGAUUCUUGACUUUUGGUGCAAUUUGCAGCCAAGACGCAAAGCUGUAUCCAGUACAAUGUUGCCUAGUGCCCACGUUGAACGGACUUAGGUCCCACCCGCUGUUUGGCCAAGUUAGUUUGUCAAAUUGUGCUGGUCAGUCUAUCAGGGAAUUGGAAGUUUACUUUGUUAGAAAAGG